AUACAGCUUCCCCCACGGCCACCGAGGGUAGUCGAUUUAGAGAAAUAUGAGAAUGUGGUGCCAGUCGUGCCGAGAAGAGUACAAGGAGAAGGACGCUGGAACCUGCAAGGAAUGCUACGAGGAGGCGAGCGAGACAGAGGAAGAGCUGAAGCGCGAAAUCGAAGACCUAAAAGCAAAGGUUGCCUUCCUCCGCCUCUCCCCGCCUGUCGACUCCCACUUCGCCAACUCCAAUGCCGAUCUGCUGCUCCACGGCGUGUCCGAAUCACAAGACGGAGCUAACGCCGCCCUCACCCCCGCCGUCCCCGCCCACCGUGCCGUCCUCAUAAGCAGGUCUCCCGUUUUCAAAGCAAUGCUGGAGACCGAAAUGGAAGAGAACAUGAGCGGCAUGAUUAAAAUCUACGACGUCCCCUACGAAUCCCUUCGUUCCUUCGUCAAAUACCUGUACACUGCAGAAGCACUCCUUGAUGAGCAGAUGGCUUGUGAUCUCCUUGUUCUUGCGGAGAAAUACCAGGUGAAGCAUCUGAAGUCUUUCUGUGAGAAAUUCUUGACUUCCAAAGUGAACAAUGAGAAUGCUAUUGCAAGCUAUGUCUUUGCUCAUCAACACCAUGCCAAGCAAUUGAUUGAAGCCGCUUUGUCUUCAAUCUUAGAGAAUAUAUCCACAUUAACUGAAAGGGAGGAAUAUAAGGAGCUUUUGGAUAAGGAUCCCCGGCUUGUAGUGGAGAUAUAUGAAGCUUAUUUAACUAGGCAGGUGAACACUGCAGAAAAGUAAAAUAUGUUUACUGAACAUUUCGAAAUAUGAAGGAAAGAAAUGUGAUUGUCUUCUAGUUUAUGCAGAGUGUUUUGGAAAGUCAAUUUCAAAUUUCAUCUUAAUGUCUAGUGUUGUUGUUAGCAGCUAUAUAGUGAUCAUAUGUUUGAGCUUGAGCUGAGCUGUAGAUUAUGAUAUGUUCUGGGAAUCCAAACUCUUUUUUUUUUGGUUA
Molecule: messenger RNA, 977 nt
Organism: Phalaenopsis equestris
Lineage: Eukaryota; Viridiplantae; Streptophyta; Magnoliopsida; Asparagales; Orchidaceae
Product: BTB/POZ domain-containing protein At4g08455
Exons: 2
Coding region: 47-769 (240 amino acids)
Biological process (GO): regulation of proteolysis; proteasome-mediated ubiquitin-dependent protein catabolic process
Cellular component (GO): cytoplasm
Molecular function (GO): ubiquitin protein ligase binding
Source: RefSeq, a predicted model, not a curated record